Messenger RNA from Calidris pugnax (ruff), 6708 nucleotides. RefSeq names its product amyloid beta precursor protein (cytoplasmic tail) binding protein 2 (gene APPBP2). Lineage: Eukaryota; Metazoa; Chordata; Aves; Charadriiformes; Scolopacidae. Gene Ontology annotation, molecular function: protein binding. The record is from RefSeq and is a predicted model, not a curated record. Gene Ontology annotation, biological process: intracellular protein transport. The coding region runs from base 1 to 1656 and encodes 551 amino acids. The transcript has 13 exons.
AUGGUGCAAGUGUUCACCUUUGAGCUGGGAAGAGAGCUUUACCAACAGGGCCGCUUAUGCCAGCUGGGUAGUGAAUUUUGUGAACUAGAAGUUUUUGCAAAGGUGCUACGAGCUUUAGAUAAAAGACAUCUGCUUCAUCACUGUUUUCAGGCUUUGAUGGACCAUGGAGUAAAAGUUGCUUCUGUCCUGGCCUAUUCUUUCAGCAGACGGUGCUCCUACAUAGCAGAGUCGGAUGCUGCUGUGAAAGAAAAAGCAAUCCAGAUUGGGUUUGUUUUAGGAGGGUUCCUAUCGGAUGCAGGCUGGUACAGUGAUGCUGAGAAAGUCUUUCUUUCCUGCCUUCAGUUGUGCACCCUUCAUGAUGAAAUCCUUCACUGGUUCCGAGCUGUGGAGUGCUGUGUCAGGCUGCUGCACGUUCGAAACGGUAACUGUAAAUAUCACUUGGGAGAAGAAACAUUCAAACUGGCUCAGUCUUACAUGGAGAAACUUGCGAAACACGGGCAGCAGGCGAACAAAGCGGCGCUCUACGGGGAGCUCUGCGCCCUGCUCUUUGCCAAGAGCCACUAUGAUGAGGCGUACAAGUGGUGUAUAGAAGCUAUGAAGGAGAUCACAGUCGGGCUGCCUGUAAAAGUAGUAGUGGAUGUUUUACGACAAGCUUCGAAGGCUUGUGUCGUAAAGCGGGAGUUUAAGAAGGCGGAGCAGCUGAUAAAGCACGCGGUGUACCUUGCCCGGGAGCACUUUGGAGCCAAGCACCCCAAAUAUUCUGAUACUCUACUAGACUAUGGAUUUUACUUGCUCAACGUAGACAAUAUUUGCCAAUCAGUUGCCAUCUAUCAGACAGCUCUUGAUAUCCGGCAGUCAGUAUUUGGAGGUAAAAACAUACAUGUAGCUACAGCUCAUGAAGACUUGGCUUAUUCGUCGUACGUUCACCAGUACAGCUCUGGGAAGUUCGACAACGCGCUAUUCCACGCUGAACGUGCUAUUGGCAUUAUAACUCACAUUCUCCCAGAAGACCAUCUUCUGUUGGCGUCUUCAAAGAGAGUUAAAGCACUUAUCCUGGAGGAGAUCGCCAUAGACUGUCACAACAAGGAGACGGAGCAGAGGUUACUGCAGGAAGCCCAUGACUUGCAUCUCUCCUCACUCCAGUUGGCUAAAAAAGCCUUCGGGGAGUUCAACGUGCAGACAGCCAAGCACUACGGCAACCUUGGGAGGCUGUAUCAGUCCAUGAGGAAGUUCAAGGAAGCAGAAGAGAUGCACAUCAAAGCGAUUCAGAUCAAGGAGCAGCUUCUGGGCCAAGAGGAUUACGAGGUGGCGCUGUCCGUGGGGCACCUGGCUUCGCUCUACAACUACGAUAUGAACCAAUAUGAAAAUGCUGAAAAGCUUUAUUUGAGAUCCAUAGCGAUUGGAAAGAAGCUUUUCGGUGAAGGAUACAGUGGACUUGAAUACGAUUACAGAGGUCUCAUCAAACUGUACAAUUCCAUUGGCAAUUACGAGAAGGUUUUUGAAUACCACAAUAUUUUGGCCAAUUGGAACCGGUUGCGGGAUCGGCAGUUCUCAGUGACAGAUGCUCUGGAGGACGUAAGCACCAGCCCUCAAUCCACUGAAGAAGUGGUCCAGUCUUUUCUGAUGUCUCAGAACGUUGACGGACAGAGUAGUUAAGAACUCGGUCAAAUUAACCAGUUUAAGGUUUUUUUUUUUCCCCCCCCAGGUUACAGGGGGAAAAGUCAUACUGUGAAAUCUAAACCAUGUAGUUCUCUGGGGGCUGGAAUUUGCAUUGAAACACUGGUCCAGUCUGCUGAGGAGUGCCCAUCCGGAUGAAUGUGUGUUAAAUUCCUAGCAGCAUGUGUAUGGCAUGUUUAGUUCGGCUCACAUUUUUAACUCGGUAUUCCUGAAAACCCCUGCUUUUUUUUUUUUUUCCUCUCUUCUUUCAAAAGAAGCUACUUUGCAGAAAAGCCUGCAAGGAAACAUUAAAUAAAACUGUUUGAGUUCAAAAGAGUUGCAUUCUUAUUACCAAUGGAAGGUUUCACCAAGAGUUGUCUUCUGAGACGUAGGAGGAAUAAAUGCCGUACCGUAGGAGUUAAACCAGUGAGGUCUUGCUGCCGUGUGCGUUGUGGCAAAGUUCAUCCCAAAUAGCAAGAAAAGGGAGAAGGGCCUGACCUCGGCUGCUGCUUUAGGGAGAAAAGUGGCAAAAGACCCACUUGGGAGAGCGACGUCCUCUUAGGUUGUUGUAAAUCCCCCUGAACUGGACCAGUGUUCAUCCUGUAAGAGAGAGAGGAAUCCUGUAGAGCAGCGACCUCCGGUACCACCCGAGAGUGUGACCCUCCCCAGCGGGACCAGGAACAGCCAGAGUGGACCAGCCUUUGCUAGAAAACAGUUCUCGGACCAGUGGCUUUAAUUGACUAUUUCUGCCCCUGCACUCACCUUCUUACGGUAGAAUUCCUUUCAUUUAGAUGUAUGAUCAGUGCAAAACUAUAUUCAUGUAAUAGAUGCAAAACUAGGAAGUGAACGUUCGUUAGCGGUUGCGAUGGCAUGUCUGUACCUAGUGAGCUUAUGGAUAUUAAUGGCAGUGCCACGGGCAAAAGCUAGAAAUGCUUGACUAUUUGCUGCAGCCAUCUCUUUUUUUAUUUUUUUUUUUUUUGACUGGGCUUACUCGCAUAAUUGAGGCAGUGACUUGUUUAUACCGGUGAAUAGUUUUGUAUUACAAUCCAGUUCCAUUUUAUGUUUCUGGAGAACACAACUUCUUGUACAGUUUGCAGGGGGCAGUGGAAAAUGCCAAAAAGCACAACAGGUCUCUCUUUUUUUUUUUUUUUGUGAUGCUUCAUUUCUAUAUUAAACAAUAGUACAACCAGAAACCGAUUCCUUUAUAUUAAUUUAAAAGCAGAAGCCAGCUGUACAGACCCUUUACCAAUGCCUGUCUCACUAGCUUGUCUUAAUUUUAAUUCUCUUGGGGGCGGGGGCUGCUUGGUUGUGUGUGGGUUUUUUGUUUAUUUGGGUGGUGUUUUGGGGUUUGGGGUUGUUUUUUGUUUUGUUUUUUUAACAUUGAGGUAAUACUCGUUUGAAAGUCUGUGUAAUUUUGCAAACUAGAACCGAGUGGCUGCUGUUACCUCAGUUCUUUCAGCGGCACAGACUGUUCCUGUCACCUUUGGGGGUCUCUCCUUUCCCCCCCAACCCUAUUUUUAGGGGGUUGUAACUGGGCCCUGGUGGGUGAGUCCAGGCCAAGGCUCAGUGAGCACUGGGACCUGCGGGGCUUGGACUGGGAUGGUUGUUUGGGGUCUGGUUUUUAAUUUGUUCAUGGAGUUUGGGGCAGGGAAAGCCACUUGUUGCUUCUCAAAAAAGAGCACAGAGAAGAAAUUUCCAUUUCAGACACGACUUUGAGCUUCACGGCUCUUUUAGGAACUGAAAUUUUACAGGCCAGUAGUUCAUAUCUUGGUGCCUUUGAGUAUAUUUUGGGGGGAAAGGCUGAAUAAUACCAACUUUCAGUGCAGUUAGGUAAUUAGUGAAUGCAGACUUUAUUAUUGCAUACUUGGAAUAUCUUCCCUGGUGUGAAAAGAAGUAUUUGCAUAAAAAACCCCUGUGGUAUUAACAGACUGCAGUUUAUUCUCAAUGGCUGUUCGGUGAAAAUCCAACUUAAAGUUGUGUGGAUUUAAAAUCUACUUUUUUAUAGCAAUUCUUGUUGAUGACUGCUUUAGGUACUGCAGCCAAAUUGAGCUCUCUUCAAGGCAAAAUGUUUUCAUCCUCAAGUGCCCAUCCAGCAGGGCAGUGAUGAAUUAUACAGUUCUUACGAAUUCUUUUCCUUAAGUCCUGUUAAAACUAUUCAAAAUGAAGUGUGUGAUGUCAGAACUUAGGCAGGGAAGGUUUGCCUAAAAUUGUCCUGAAGAAGCUCUGUAACUUCUGCAGUGCAGAAGUGGUUAAAAUCUCCCGACGGGGUACCUGGAUUUAGACUUUGAUGUUUUCUGGAGAGGGUUUGUUUGCUCGGGGCUUCCCCUCUUGGGUCUCUGUCUCCAGCUUUGGAUUCAGGAAUGUCCAAGAUCUCGAGGUUUUGUGUUUGGGAGGAGGAGUGUUAUUUGGGGGAUACCGGUGGAAGUGGUUUAUUUACAGGAACCACUGCUGGUGUUUCAGCUCUGGUUUGUGAUGGUUCUGUGGUUUCCCUUCAGGUUAGGGCAGGCAGGAGGUGUUAACGCUUCUCUCUGACCAAAUGCACGUUGUUUAAUCGGUAGCUUUAUUUUCAGCUCCAACUGGGUGCAGGUAUUGUCCUUUCCUUCCUAAAUCUGCUCCGCCAGCACCUUGUCUGCUUUGGUGCAUUGGCUUGUCUGGAAGGAAUGAAGGUCCCAGAAGUCACCCAGAGAUCUCUUUGGUGGUGGACCCUGGCCAGGGUGGUGGCAGUGAUCCCUGUAGCGUGUGCUUUUUGUGUCACUCAGAUCCUGAGGUGAUUUUUGGGUUGAACUCUUCGUUGUAGCAUCCCCACAGCUCCUGUCCUGCCAGGGCAGGGCAGUUCUGGAGACAAGCAGCUGGGCAUGAAGUUGUUAAAGCCCGGGAGGUUUUGCAGAACAACUUUUUGCAGCUGCCCCCAAACUGCUCUGUUCCCUGCUCUGCUGCAGCCUGGGACCUCCCCCUCCUGCUGGGAGAGCUUGGAGCCUGCCACUCAAGCAGCCAACUAUGAAAUACUAGAUAAAGUUAAUUAAUUAUUGGCAUUUUCUAGAUGUACAGUGUGCCUGCUGCUUGCUGAGCAGGUGCUGGUUGGUGCUGACAUUAAAGGGGGAGACCUGGGAGUGAAAAUCCAGGGAAAUCCAGGAAAUAUCAGCUGACUUUUUUUUUUUCUUGAAGGUAAGUAAUAAUUAAUCACAGCAGAUUAAUUGGAUGCAAGUGGUGAGGACAGGUGAGGAUGUUUUCCCCCUAUAAGGAAAAUUUUAAGUAUUGUUUAAAUCAAACCUGUAAUGUUUUAUUUGUGGCCUGAAGUUGUUUGGGUGGGUGGUUUGUGUGUCCUGUUUCCCUGGAAGGUUUGUCCAGCUCAGACCUUUCCCUUGAGGAAGGAGAGGUCGGGAUCCCUCUCCUCUCCUGGAUGACCUGGCAGGGGAGGAAAAGUACACAAAGAUGUUAAGAGCUGGCAAAAGGGGAAAGUUGCAGGAAGAUAUUUGAAAAUAAAUACAUCCCUCGGCUACUUGAAGUUAACCAUCUAGUGACUAUUUGGCCCCAAACAGUAGUUUGGUCACUUUAAUUGUGACCAAUUACAGCCGGUCGGUGUCUGCCCCGGGGUCCUGGUCACACUCUGCGCCGGAUCCACAUUUAGUGUUUUAAGACUUUUUAUUUUAUUUUUUUGCACAUGUUUUUUUGUUAAAGAAUUUUGAAGGGUUUUUGUUGUUGAAUUCUAACUUAUUUAGGACAACGAUGUUGUUUUGUAACUUUACAAAUGAAGUUUUUUCUUUAAAUGUGCUGCGGUCUGAGACUUGCUAAAGGUGCCAUUGCGCUGCUUCUCGUGGUACAGAAAAAAAAAAUGCACAUUUAACUCGAUUUCCUUUUUCUGGCCCUACACAUUGGUUAGAGCACAAAAAGGAAAACGCAUCGUGCCUAAAACAGGAUCGAAGCUGUUGAGCUCUUGACAAAAAAACUUCCCUUGAUUUCCUUGGAGGGGGUUUGACUGCUCAGACUCCUCCCUCCCUGCUGCUCCUGUGCAGGAACCUUAGUUUAUCUGAAGGUCACUGUUUUUCUGUCCUUUUUUUUUUUUUUUUUUUCUUUUUAUAAUAAGAAAAUUCCCGGCCAAACGUGGCCCAGUGAGGAUUUCUGGGGAGAAACAGGGAAGAAAACUUCCUUUAACCCAGGAAUAAAACGAUACAUUUUGAUUCUCCUCAAACUCGGCGGCCCCGGUGAGGCUUUUGUCCCUAAAUCUCAGGAAUGUUUUGGGCAGUGGAAGAGGUUUCCUGUGGGUGAUACAGAGGUGUGUGCUCUGGGGUCUUGUUUCACGCUGUUGGGUUGCAAUCCUAGGUAUCCAUAGCAUGAGUGGCCUUAGUGAGUUUGUUGAAGUGCACAUUUUUUUUUUUCUUCUCUCUCUCUCUCUUCUCAAAAGUAAAUUUUAAGAUGAAAAAAAAAAGAUAUAUACUAUAUAAAUAUAUAGAGAUAUUUAGAAAACUUGGUUUGUGGUGCACAAGUUCAGUGUUGGAUCGCUAAAUAAUCGUCGCAGGUACCAUUUGUGUAACUUCUUUCUUUUCUGUAUAUUCCUCUCUGGGAAGCGGUGUUGCCAUGGUAACCACACCUUUACGGUUCCUUUACUACUUCAUGAUGUGAACGAACUCUACAUUUUAUUGAAUAUUACCAGGUUCAGUACUAUUUUUAUACUUUAUUGAACUACAGGGGAUUUUAAUUUAAUAGCAUUUUAAAAAAAAGAAAAAAAAGAUGUUGCUUGAACUGUAUAACUGUAUAAAUUGACCGACUGACACAAACCCCCCCUCGGACGCGCGAUCUCCACCUGUAGUGCCACCUCCAUUGCUCUGAGAGUCUCUGGGUCCUCACGAGGCUCUGGAAGUCCCACCCCUACUUGUCGUGUCCAGACUUUUGAAGGUUUCGUAUCCUGCUUCUCCCAGACUGCAGUGCCCACCGUUUCUUUGUAACCAUCAAACCAUCCGAUGUUUGUAACCAGCAUUGUGAUAUUCUGUAACUGUAUCGCUACGAUGAAAUAUUGACCUAAUAAAUAUAGUGGUUCCCGCAGUUUUUGAAGUA